UCAUUUUCGAUUUGACUUAUUUAUAUGCCGUGUUUUUAUCUUAAGGUUAUGGAUAGUUAAUUAUUAUAACUAGUAAUAAGCAAAAGAAGUAAUAAAAAUAUCAACCAAAGAAGUGUAAUCAAUAAUUAAAAUUAACUUUCCAAUUAUGGGAAUUUUUGAGAUACCAAGGAUAUUUUUUCUGAUGUUGCUUUUGUUUUGUGUAAGUAGCAAAAAACUUAACUUGCGCGAUUCAAAAUAUUCUCGUGAUUCAAAGGAAUUGAAUGAAUGUCGAAGAUGUAAAGUGUUAACAGAUUCUUUUAAUACUUGGCUCGAGAAAACUUCUAGAGGAAAAUAUGAAGGCGGGGACACAGCUUGGGAGGAAGCAAAAUUGAAAUCUUAUGCACGUAGUGAGGUUCGUCUGGUAGAAAUACAAGAAGGUUUAUGUUCAGAAUUAAAAAUACAUCAAGAUGCAUGCUAUGCGAUUGCUGAGGAAUCAGAACAAGUUCUCGAAAAGUGGUGGUUCAAUAAAGAUUCAGUUUCACUAGAUUUAUACACAUGGUUAUGUAUUGAAAAUCUUCAACAUUGUUGUCCAAGUAAACAUUAUGGCGAAGCAUGCGAACCGUGUCUCCAAGAUGAGCACAAUCAUGUGUGUGCCGGACAUGGCCGUUGUGAUGGUGCUGGCACUCGGAAAGGAAAUGGUACAUGCAUAUGUAAAAAAGGUUACACAGGAAAACUUUGUGAUGAAUGUGCUGAGAGUUUUUACCAAACUAGUACAGGUUCUUGUGAAGUAUGCCACAAGGCUUGUGAUGGAUGUAGUGGGGAAGGUGCAGCUGCUUGUGAUUCAUGCAACCCUGGUUGGGAAAUGCAGUCUGGUGUGUGCAUAGACAUAGAUGAAUGUGUGGACGCAGUUUGUGAAGGUCACUAUUACUGUAGCAAUACAGAAGGCUCUUAUAAAUGUAAUGAAUGUGAUUUAUCAUGCAAAACUUGUGCUGGUGAAGGAUCCUCAAACUGCACAUCAUGUGAGUCUGCCAGUGUGCUAUGGUUUGGCAUGUGUAUAGACAAUGAACUCAAACAAAAUAUUUUAACAAGUACCUAUAAAAGAAUAGCAAUGUAUGUUGGUUUGCUAAUCAUUACAAUAUUUAUAUCACACACAUCAAGAUCAAUAGCUUCAAUUGUAGUUUUAAUUAUUGCAAUAUUAAUGUACUUCUUAGAGAGGAAUCUGAAAAUGAAUACAUUAGAUGUACUUACCCAAACAUUAAAUGAAAAUUUUAAAUAGUUUGUUACAUUGUAAUUAGUAGCUAUGUACAUACUUGUAUUAAACUCCAAUACAUAUUAUCCAGGACAGACCUAGUGUAACUCUUUGUUGUCUCUCCUCACUCAUCACCAGGAGAGUGAUGUGAUAUACCUAUUAACAAAGUCUUAUCUCCGUACUCAGAGACAUUCAAUGAUUACUUAAGUCACUCCUUAGUGUUAGAUUCUCAUAGAAAUUCUGCACUAGGGAACGGCUUAAGUAACCAUUAAAUGUCUCUCGAGUGUGUCCAAUAGAUACACAUUACAGUUAAUCAUAUUUAUGCAUAGCAUGCAUAUGAAUAAACAACUUUUGAUGAUAUUCUCUUCAUACCUUGAACAUUCCUUCUUAUUUAUUUCUUAGCCAAGUAUAUCCAAAGGUGGUGCAAAUAAUCUUAAGAAUUAAAAUACUCAAAGAUAUUCUAGAUAAAUGAAAGAUUUGCUCUUUUUUACAUAUUCAUUUUUCAUAGACCCAUUAAGUUACCAUUUAAACGGAUAUUAGUAUUGUUUUCAAUCAAUUUAAACAAUGGAGUGAUACAAUUUGGAAUCCCCUUUUACAAAAAUUGUUUUAUAGAAUCAAUAAAUUUUUGGAAAUCUAUAAAUAUUUUGGCCACAAAUGCCAAUAUACAGCACAAAUUAACAUUGUAUAGCUGUUUCAUAUUAUAAAUUCAACUGAGAUGGUGUGUUUUAUUUAAUUCCAAAAAUUCAAAAUUGGAAUCCUAAUAAUUAUUACUUACAAUUAAUGACUGUAUUUAUAAAUAAAAGACUUUGGAAAGGUGGUAUUAAAAAUACAUUUUAUUGCAAAAUUUAUGUAACUACAUUAUAGUGUCAUUUAUAUACAAAAAUUAAAUACAAUGUGUAGGUAUUAUAACCAAGUUGUGGAAUACUUAUAUAAUACAGCUGCUGGUGCAGAGAUUCGACACACAAACUGAAAGUAAUAACAGCAAAAAUAUAAACAUAGGCCUGGUAUUGUUAAAAUCAAUUAAAAUGAAACAUUUAUUACCCUUGCCACUAUUCACCCCAGAUUAUGUGCAAAAUCCCUUAUCCAUAAACAAUUAUUGUAGGUUAUAAUUAUAAAAUAAAGUAAUUAAAUAGUAAACUUAUAGUAAAAACAGGCUACAAGGUAACAUGUUUAUUAAACGUAAGGUAUGAAUGCACAUCUAUUAUAAAGGCCUGCUAAUUACGGCAGUUGUGAACAAGAUCAUGUCAUUUUUUAACAUGUAUCAAGACUAAUUGUAUCAGUAGUGACCAAAUAUUUAAAUGUUACUCUAUCAUUAUCAAGAAUACAAUUGGCAACGGUAAGUUUGGCAACAGCAAGCACAAGUAUUCUCAGUCUGACAAAAAGAUCAUUCUUAAUAGUAAUAAAAAAUAUAAAUAUACUAAUUUGUUCAUGCAAACCAACUGAUCCUCUCACUUCAUACUUAGCAACUGAUCAUUGCAUUAUGGUUUUAAUCAAUUCUUUACUGUACCUAGGUAAUUCAUUUUAAUAAAGGAAAUGUAAAACC
Messenger RNA from Helicoverpa zea (corn earworm), 2771 nucleotides. RefSeq names its product cysteine-rich with EGF-like domain protein 2. The record is from RefSeq and is a predicted model, not a curated record. NCBI's taxonomy places the organism in Eukaryota, Metazoa, Arthropoda, Insecta, Lepidoptera, Noctuidae. Gene Ontology annotation, molecular function: calcium ion binding. The transcript has a single exon. The coding region runs from base 146 to 1255 and encodes 369 amino acids.